AUGACAGAAGGACACAGCGCUCCUCCAUCCCAAGAUCCUCCGGCCGCACCCACCGACAACAGCGCCGCCCCGGUCCCAGCCGAUGUACGCCCACACGCCGUCCACUAUGACCAGGGCCUGUCGUCACACGAACACGAGCAGGACUCCACGGGACGACUCACCCCGCGACCAACUUUCCUCGAACAUCUAGCCAACUUGCGCGACUCGCAGUUCCAGCUUGAUCGGCGGGACUCGAGCGAGCUGGAGCGGUAUUUUCAUGGCCCCCGUGAUAUGGACAAGCAUUCCAAAUGGCCGAUCUUCAUGCGCAUGCAUGGCAGCGUCAUGCCCAAGAUGAUUCUCCCGCUGUUGUCGGUGGCGGCGUGGUCGACGCUCAUUACGUGUAUUUCCAAAUAUGUCCAUGACUUGGGUAUUAAUAACAUCCUUCUCACCGUACUGGGUUUCGUGGUGGGCCUGGCAUUGUCGUUUCGAAGUUCCACAGCAUACGAGAGAUGGGCCGAUGGACGCAAGUACUGGUCCCAACUCAUCCAAACAUCCCGAAACCUCGCCCGGACAAUUUGGGUCAACACCGGCGAGCGAGACGGAGAAGAAGGCAAGGUAGACCUUUUGAGAAAGCUCACCGCCAUGAAUCUCAUCCUAGCCUUCGCCGUCGCCCUCAAACACAAGCUCCGCUUCGAGCCAGACAUCGCAUACGAAGACCUCGCCGGCCUGGUCGGCCACCUCGACACUUUUGCCCGGGACGCCCACGACCGCCAUGUCGUCAACCCGCCGGCGAAAUCCAUCUGGAAGGCCACGGGCGAGUACCUGGGCGUGUCGUUCGCCGAGUCCAAUCCACGCAAACUGAUCAAGCGGUCGAAGAAGCCACUCGGCCAUCUUCCAUUGGAGAUCCUUAACCAUUUGUCUGUGUAUGUGGAUUCGUGCGUGGCUAAUGGCACUCUGGUGUCGACUUCGCAUCAGGGGCAGGCGGUCACGGCAAUGUCCACGCUUAACGAGGUCCUGACUGGCACCGAACGUGUCCUCGACACGCCCCUCCCAACAGCAUACAGCAUCGCAAUCGCCCAGAUCGCCUGGGUGUACGUGCUCGUUCUCCCAUUCCAGCUGUACAGCGCCCUGAACUGGAUCACCAUCCCCGCCUCACUAGUGGCAGCAUACAUAAUCCUCGGCCUAGCCACAAUCGGCAGCGAAAUCGAAAACCCCUUCGGCCAAGACGUCAACGACCUCCCACUGGACACAUACUGCCGCCAGAUCGCGCUGGAGCUCGACAUCAUCACCGCGACGCCGCCGCCCGACGUCAACGACUUCAUGUGCCGCCCGGAUAACUUUGUUCUGUUCCCGCUGAGCCAGGACGGGUUCCCUGUCUGGAAGGAUCGCAGUGUUGCUGAUAUCCGGGGCGCGCUGCGCACGAAGAUGGUUGCGAGUCCGUCGCCGGGGGUGGCAGCGGCGAUGAAGACGUCGUCGGAGGCGUCGACUGUUGUGGGGAAUUCGUGUGCGGUGACUAAACAGUCUGUUUGA
Messenger RNA from Penicillium alfredii, 1509 nucleotides. Its product is annotated as bestrophin family protein. The record is from RefSeq and is a predicted model, not a curated record. The coding region runs from base 1 to 1509 and encodes 502 amino acids. Gene Ontology annotation, molecular function: chloride channel activity. Lineage: Eukaryota; Fungi; Ascomycota; Eurotiomycetes; Eurotiales; Aspergillaceae. The transcript is spliced from 7 exons.